AUGGCUGCCAACGGCGAGACCUUUGAGUUUCAGGCUGAGAUUUCUCAGCUCCUGUCUCUCAUUAUCAACACCGUAUAUUCAAAUAAGGAGAUCUUCUUGAGAGAAUUGAUCUCCAACUCCUCUGAUGCCCUUGACAAGAUCCGUUAUGAGGCUCUUUCAGACCCAAGCAAGCUCGACUCUGGAAAGGAUCUCAGAAUUGACAUCAUCCCAAACAAGGAGGCUAAGACACUGACCAUCCAAGAUACUGGUAUCGGUUUCACCAAGGCUGAUCUCGUCAACAACCUCGGAACGAUCGCCCGAUCUGGCACCAAGCAGUUCAUGGAGGCGCUGAGCGCUGGUGCCGAUGUGUCUAUGAUUGGUCAAUUCGGUGUCGGUUUCUACUCCGUCUACCUCGUUGCCGACAAGGUCACUGUCACCUCCAAGCACAACGAUGACGACCAGUACGUCUGGGAGUCCAGUGCUGGUGGUACUUUCACCGUUCAGCCUGACACCGAAGGUGAGCCUCUUGGCCGCGGUACCAAGAUGGUCCUCCACCUCAAAGACGAGCAACUCGACUACCUGAACGAGAGCAAGAUUAAGGAGGUUGUCAAGAAGCACUCCGAGUUCAUUUCAUACCCCAUCUACCUGCACGUCCUCAAGGAGACUGAGAAAGAGGUCCCCGAUGAGGAUGCCGAAGAAGUCGAAGAAGAGGGUGACGAGAAAAAGCCCAAGGUCGAGGAAGUCGACGAUGAUGAGGAAGACAAGAAGAAGAAGACCAAGAAGGUCAAGGAGAGCAAGAUUGAGGAGGAGGAACUCAACAAGACGAAGCCAAUCUGGACUCGUAACCCAACUGAUAUCACAACCGAGGAGUAUGCCUCCUUCUACAAAUCGCUAUCAAAUGACUGGGAAGAUCACCUUGGUGUCAAGCACUUCUCCGUUGAAGGUCAGCUCGAGUUCCGCGCGAUCCUCUUCGUCCCCAAGCGUGCACCUUUCGACCUGUUCGAGACCAAGAAGACCAAGAACAACAUCAAGCUCUACGUGCGCCGUGUCUUCAUCACUGAUGACGCUACCGACCUGAUUCCUGAGUGGCUCAGUUUCGUAAAGGGUGUCGUCGACUCUGAAGAUCUUCCCCUCAACCUGUCGCGUGAGACUCUGCAACAAAACAAGAUCAUGAAGGUCAUUCGCAAGAACCUUGUCAAGAAGACCCUCGAACUCUUCAACGAGAUUGCUGAGGACCGUGAGCAGUUCGACAAGUUCUACACUGCAUUCUCCAAGAACAUUAAGCUCGGUAUCCACGAGGACUCGCAGAACCGCAACCAGCUUGCCAAGCUGCUCCGUUUCAACUCGACCAAGUCUGUUGACGAGCUCACCUCUCUCUCCGACUACGUCACCCGCAUGCCCGAACACCAAAAGCAAAUGUACUACAUCACCGGCGAGUCGCUCAAGGCUGUGCAGAAGUCUCCCUUCCUUGACUCCCUCAAGGACAAGGGUUUCGAGGUCUUGUUCCUCGUCGACCCCAUUGACGAGUAUGCCAUGACUCAACUCAAGGAAUUCGAGGGCAAGAAGCUCGUUGACAUCACCAAGGACUUUGAGCUUGAGGAGACUGACGAUGAGAAGAAGAAGCGUGAGGAGGAAGAGAAGGAAUUCGAGCCUCUCGCCAAGUCACUGAAGAACGUCCUCGGCGACAAGGUCGAGAAGGUCGUUGUCAGCCACAUGCUGACUGGCUCUCCCUGUGCCAUCCGUACUGGUCAGUUCGGUUGGUCGGCUAACAUGGAGCGCAUCAUGAAGGCCCAGGCUCUUCGUGACACUUCCAUGAGCAGCUACAUGAGUUCGAAGAAGACUUUCGAGAUCUCGCCCAAGAGCCCCAUCAUCAAGGAGCUUAAGCGCAAGGUCGAGGCUGAUGGCGAGGAAGACCGCACCGUCAAAUCCAUCACCCAGCUCCUCUUUGAGACCUCGCUCCUUGUCUCCGGCUUCACCAUUGAUGAGCCAGUUCAGUUCUCCGAGCGUAUCCACAAGCUCGUCUCCCUUGGCUUGAACGUCGAUGAGGAGGUUGAGACUGCCGAGGAGAAGACGGAUGACGCCGCUCCAGCGGAGGCUGCUGGUGAGAGCGCUAUGGAGGAGGUCGACUAGAUGCCACGCAUUGUUCUUCGUUCCGGAUAAACAAAAUUUGGCGGGUUUAAUGGGCACUGGCGUCUUUCUGUGGUGAUGAUCAAAUCUCAUGUCACGUCUUUUCUUUGAGCCAAGGCAUUCCCUGGAGCCUCGAUUAGCUAUCGCUGUUUGUGGCUUUAGUUGGUGGUAUGGCUAGCAUACAACACGGGCACAGGCUUGUGUAGAGGAGGAACUCAUGAUAGCAUGUCUGACUGUAGCAUACGAGCCUUCUAAUGAAAGAAUUCUACUUCAACCUUGAUGUUGUAACUUGCGUACCAUACUUGUUUGCACUCUCUUAGAAAGCCGCAUGACUUUUAUUUUAGACAUGAAGUUACGCUCACCUCGCACCCUUUGGCUGUAUAGGAUCACAUAAAAGCAACGGGAACCGUGAUUGAUGAACUCCCUGGCUGGCUUUGGGUUGAGCACGCAACGGCUCAUUUGAUCGACAUGGG
Pseudovirgaria hyperparasitica is the source of this 2579-nucleotide messenger RNA. Its product is annotated as HSP90-domain-containing protein. Gene Ontology annotation, biological process: protein folding; protein stabilization; cellular response to heat. The coding region runs from base 1 to 2109 and encodes 702 amino acids. Gene Ontology annotation, cellular component: protein-containing complex; perinuclear region of cytoplasm; plasma membrane. The record is from RefSeq and is a predicted model, not a curated record. The transcript has 2 exons. Gene Ontology annotation, molecular function: ATP hydrolysis activity; ATP binding; ATP-dependent protein folding chaperone. NCBI's taxonomy places the organism in Eukaryota, Fungi, Ascomycota, Dothideomycetes, Acrospermales, Acrospermaceae.